Messenger RNA from Myxozyma melibiosi, 1525 nucleotides. Its product is annotated as S-adenosyl-L-methionine-dependent methyltransferase. The coding region runs from base 114 to 1106 and encodes 330 amino acids. Gene Ontology annotation, molecular function: nucleic acid binding; protein methyltransferase activity. Lineage: Eukaryota; Fungi; Ascomycota; Lipomycetes; Lipomycetales; Lipomycetaceae. The transcript has 2 exons. The record is from RefSeq and is a predicted model, not a curated record. Gene Ontology annotation, biological process: protein methylation. Gene Ontology annotation, cellular component: mitochondrion.
GCCCGAACCCUGAAACCCCCCGUCUCAAACCCCCUUUUGUCCGCCAUUUUUUUCUCUUCUCUCCUCGCUGCUCUCUCUUCUCUUCUCUUCUCAUCAACCGCAAAUGUAAUCCGAUGCGCAUUCCACCCGCGAUAAAACUCAUCGCGCGCAAAGAGUCGCCGUUUCUGCCGCUUCUGCUGCCGACCUUGCGGGAUCUCGACUCUGCUCGUCGCGAGCUGCGUUGGAUAACCGAGCAUUUCACAGAGAAAGCAGGCAGCAGCAGAAAAGAUGCAGGGCUGAUGAUUCGCAGAGCAUGCUAUCUGCGUGGUGUCAAGAGCUAUCCGCUGCAGUACAUUCUUGGAUCACAGCCGUUUGGCGAGUCGCUUGAUAUCAAAUGUCGUCGCGGGGUUCUUAUUCCGAGAUGGGAGACCGACGAGUGGGGUAUGAAGGUAGCGUCUGGCAUCCGACGAUAUCAUCCUUUGUUCACCGAGUCGAAACAAUUAUCAUCUGAUUUCACCGUCCUUGAUCUGUGCACCGGCUCAGGUUGUCUUGCGCUCCUGUUUGCCGAACAAUUAGGUCAUUCAAACAAGAAAUGUCAUAUCACUGGAAUCGAUGUAUCCGACAAAGCAUAUGCGCUCGCCAAUGAGAAUCUCUACGCAAACAAACAUGUCAUCAAAGACAACGUCUCAGUCUCAUUCGCGCAAUGCGAUAUCUUCUCAACCGAAAUGAACAGGCUCGUUGACUCAGACGUCGACAUUGUAAUCUCCAACCCACCCUACGUCUCCGAGGAUAACUACAACUCGGCCGCACACACCGAAUCCUCGGUGCGCAAGUACGAGCCGCGCCUCGCUCUCAUCGGCGGCGUCGAGUUCUACAAACGCAUCUUUGAAAUCGCGACACUGCGGCACGCAAAGGCUGUCGUCUGCGAAUUGGCGGACGAGCAGCAGUUUAACGAUAUCCUGGCAGCGACUGACGGAAUACUCAACCAUCAGCAGCAGCACAAGUCGUCGUGGAAUGUAGGCGCUAUGCACGAUGGUGCGGGUGUCGUGCGGACGAUAAUCGCUUGGAGACGCGACGCGGACAAAGAAUGGGGAUGGUUGCGAAAUCUUGUUAAUAUACUUCCUUGAUCCUCUCAUAUCUUCUUUCAGAAGAACCCUUCCAUUUCUCAUCGUUUCUCUUUAGUACUUUACUUCAAAAGUCUACGUGUUGCUUCGCGAUACAUAGACCCUCCUCCUUCACGUCAUCGUUUGCGCUAUGACGUAACUGAUUUCUCCUUUCUGUGGAAUCUCGGUAUAGCAAGGCAGCUCGCAAAAGAACCUUUGAUCAAUUUCUCACGAAUGCGAUUUCUGGUUUCGGACGCAGCUUAUGGGAGAAGAUUGAAUUUAUGAUUCCAAAUAAGCCGGAGCGUUCGUCUCGCGGGAGAAGUUUUUCUCUUGUUGAUUGAUAGGGCUCGCUUGACGUAGUUGAAUCAGACAUUCUGUAGGUUGUAGAGUCGUGAUGAUUCUGCGGCUAUAGAUCUGUUGAUGAUUCUGCAGGUAUAAAUUUA